Molecule: messenger RNA, 471 nt
Organism: Suillus subaureus
Lineage: Eukaryota; Fungi; Basidiomycota; Agaricomycetes; Boletales; Suillaceae
Exons: 4
Coding region: 1-471 (156 amino acids)
Source: RefSeq, a predicted model, not a curated record
AUGACUUGGACGCAUUCAAAUGUACUUCCGAGAACUCAUCACCGCGGGCAUGGACAGGGCAUGACUUUAAACGCUGGUCUCGGACAAGACGCAGAAGGCUACAGCCCAUUCCAUAGCUUCAUGCUAGUAUUACUGACAACUUCGUUACAGCUUGCUUCCCUUUUUGGCGACCACGCGUUUAUGACUGCGAGACUGGAAAUUCCGCGGACAACUGAUCAGUCAAAUUGCCGUCGUGUGUCACCUCCUGGAGCAAGGUCACGUUGGAUGGAAGAUAAUCUAAAUCCAAAGCACUGGCCAGUUGCUUGCAAGUUCAGAAGUUCGCAAUGCGGACCACUAGUUGAUGCAGUUGCGGAGUUUAAAUAUGUCACGGUAGCUCGUAAGAAAUCUGAUUCAGACUCGACGGAUAAUGAAGGAUCGGGCAUCAUGACCCUGCCCGACCCUGCUGCUACGAUAGUACUGUUGAAUCUCUGA